This is a messenger RNA of Eupeodes corollae, 4738 nucleotides long. It is a transcript of the gene cg, whose product is annotated as zinc finger protein 135. Gene Ontology annotation, molecular function: DNA-binding transcription factor activity, RNA polymerase II-specific; RNA polymerase II cis-regulatory region sequence-specific DNA binding. Bases 770 to 3337 code for a protein of 855 amino acids. The record is from RefSeq and is a predicted model, not a curated record. Gene Ontology annotation, biological process: regulation of transcription by RNA polymerase II. NCBI's taxonomy places the organism in Eukaryota, Metazoa, Arthropoda, Insecta, Diptera, Syrphidae. The transcript is spliced from 13 exons.
CGUUUUGGACGUUGUUAUGUUAGUUGCUUCCUUUUCGUCGUCGUUUAAAGUGGGUAAGAGGGAAAUAAAAGAUUAGGAUAUUUUACGUAUAACCUUCUUUGUGUGUUGACACUACUUGCUUGGGUAGGAAUAGGAAUUAAAAAUGGCGUCAGUGUUGGAACGAUAUUUUUUCAAUGUGUAACUUUCCGCUCGAAAAUCUUUAAUUGUAGUAAGUGCGGAUAGGUGAAAAUUUCUGUGUUUCAUAUCACAAAUAAAAACAAUGAAAGUGAUAAUCUGAUUGAUAACCCCCAUAUGAAUAAAUACCUCAUAAAUAUCAAAACAAAUUAAUUGCAUAGUGCAGAAAAUUGAUUCCACACAAGAUUAUGAGACACUUUACUAGAUAAUAUACGCAUAGUUUCGUCAUAGUCACAGGCACCAGAAGCAGAACCAGAGAAUGGUGGACAUGGACAUUAAUAUAAGAUGAAAAUUCAAUAUAAAAACAAAUGAGCAAGAGUGAGAUGGGGAUAUCAAAUUUUUGAGAGAAAAGAAAUACAUAGUAAUUUCAUUUUAAAAUCGAUAUGUGGCUUGUGAAUUGAUAGCUGGUGAUUACUCAAUUGCAAAAAGAAAAAGAAGAUAAUUGUCGAUAAAUCUUUUUUUUUAUAACAAAAAUAAAUAAAAACUAAUACGAAAAUUAGCGCGUGUGGAUAUCGGGAGCGGGACGGGAUUUAAUAAAAAAAAAUAACUAACAAGACGCAGACGGAUACGAAUAUACGAAUACGGAGACGCCAAGAUGUGUGCAGCACAGAGUAACCCCCAAUCCAGCUACGGCUACACUUGGAACUUCGCAGACAGUUCUCGUGCUGAUUCCGUAGUUGAAAUAUCGCCCAAUAUAAACUACACAGUCAGCAGCGAUGCGAUGCCAUAUCUUUUUACUGAUGGCUCAUUAACGCUUCAAAAAGAUAUCAAAGGAACUUUAACAACAAACAAAGGAAGUGUUGUCCGCAGAAUGUUUGUUGUCAAUGAGCCAUUCACUGGUGGAACUCAAAGAGUAAUAACAACAGGCGGUGGUUCGACUGUUGUCAAAAAGCAAGAACAGCAACAAGUGUUAAGCAUCAAUUGUGAUAAGAAUUAUGUUUUACUUCCAGAUCUCCUUGUAGACCAGUCUGAUCAAAAUCAUUCCAUUGGAAAUGGAAUUGUUGAUACAAAAACCCAAACUAUUUUGACAACAACAACAGCUGGAAAAACGCAUUUCAGUCCAAUAGGACCACUCCAUCUAACAGCCGAAGAAUGUAAUGAAAUUUUAAUGAAGCGUGCGCUAGCAGCAUCGCAAAAUCACACAACCAUUACAACCACAGAUGGCCAAACAGUAGGAGACAUUAUUCCCGGGAUGUCUGUACACGUGCAAAAAGUCAUCCAGGGUCUGGAAGAUACCGAGGAUUCACAAGAUAACUCCCCUAAUUGCAAAUUGGAGCCAAACAUGGAAAUAUCUCCGAAGACAGAGCUUCAGGAUUCAAAUGACCAGACUAUUAAUCAAGCAGUAAAAGAAAGGCCUUACAGCUGUGAAGAAUGUGGAAAAUCAUUUCUACUAAAACAUCACUUGACCACUCAUGCCAGAGUUCACACAGGAGAACGACCUCAUGUGUGCGUUCAUUGUGGGAAAAGCUUUGCCCAUAAACAUUGUCUUAACACGCACUUGCUGUUGCAUUCGACCGAACGUCCUUACCAAUGUUGUGAGUGUAAAAAGAGCUUUACACUUAAGCAUCAUCUUCUCACGCAUUCGAGAGUUCAUAGCAGAGAUCGACCAUUUGUGUGUCAAGAAUGUGGUCGAGCCUUUCCUCUUAAGAGGCAUCUAGUAACCCAUAGCAAAUUCCACGCAGGAGAGCGACCUUAUGUGUGUGAAGAAUGUGGAGAGAGCUUCGCUCAAGAAAAUCAUUUAAUAAUGCAUUCACGAUUUCAUGGAUCGGUUAAUCCCUUUGUUUGUCCCGACUGUGGGGUAACUUUUCCCAGAAAAUUUCAAUUGGUUAAUCACGGAAGGAUUCAUGGUAAAGUGCCACACGCUUGCACUGUCUGUGGCAAGGAAUUCCUUCAAAAACGCACAUUGGUUUCUCAUAUGAGAAUACACACUGGAGACCAACCCUAUCCAUGCACUGGUUGUGGAGAUGGAUUCCAAACGAAAGCGGAACUUAAUCAACAUAUUCGUGUUGCUCAUGGUGGAGUGAAUCCAAAUUCCGCCCAUACGACCAUUGUUCCAACUAAUACCGUAGUGACGACAACAAAUCACAAUACAAAUCAAAUUCAGGUAUCUUAUAUUCAUCAGACGCAACAACAACAUCAUCAUCAGCAACAACAGCAGCAGCAGCAGCAACAACAACAACAGCAGCAACAACAGCAACAACAACAGCAGCAGCAACAGCAGCAACAACAGCAACAGCAGCAGCAACAGCAACAACAGCAGCAGCAACAACAACAGCAACAACAACAACAGCAACAACAGCAGCAGCAACAACCAGCACAACCUCAAACGAUUACAGUAGUUAGCAACCCAAACAAUUCCGCAUUGUUAACUGUAACAUCGAAUGAUAAUAACUCAGGGAACAGACCACAAUUUGCAUGUCGAGAGUGCGGAUGUGCCUUUAAUAGUAAAGAAGCAUUGGCACUUCAUUUACGGUUACACACAGGUGACAAGAACCUGAUGACAGAUUUGUGUGCCUUAACAGCUGCUUUACCAGGUCAUUAUUUAAAUACAACCAAUCUAAAUCAAGCAACCGUAGUAGCUGCAAAUCCGAAUAUUGUAACUCAAACAGCUGUUCCAGUCCAAAUAAUAUCAUCAACCGGUCAAGUUGUUAGUCAAACAACAAUGGUGCAAAGUGCCCCCCAACCACAGACUAUUGUAACUGCAGUGCAGGCGGCUGCUCCCCAGCAGCACAACACUUCCAAGCCAAAAAGCCACUUUUGCAACAGUUGCGGGAAAGGAUUUGCCGCUAAACAUGGUCUUUUACAGCACAACAGAAGGCAUCCUAAUGGAGGUUGUACUGUUCGUACACACGUAUGUGAUUGUGGUAAGGCUUUCUUCCAGAAGAACCAUUUAAUGCUUCAUCAGCGUCAGCAUCUGGAAACAAAGCCAACCAUUAUUUCCCAACAACAGGAUGUUAUUCAACAAAAUCAAGCACAACAACAGCAGAUAUCCCAGCAACAGUCCCAGCAACAACAACAACAAAACCAGCAACAUCAAACGAUGACAAGAGAAGUUUUAAUUGGUAAUCAAGCACUUCACGUGCAAGUCUUGCAGGGUUCAAACACAGCUCAAGUGAUUAAAUAUGAAAUAAACAUACCGCAGGAGGGUCAAACAAUUGAGUAAUGUUUAGAUAAUAACAUUCUAAAUGUAUCGGGUUAUAAUUUAAGUUAAGUUAGGACAAAAAAUGCAUAAUAGCAAUCAAUUAACCAUCAAAAUCUAUGCAAAUAAAUAGAAGAUUAUAAAUCUUCGCUGUAGGUUUUUAUGUAGUUGAUUUAUCGAGAAACAAAAAAUAUACAUAUAUAAAUACCGUAUUAUUAAGUUGUACCAUACAAUUAAACUAUUUGUAUUAAAAAAAAAAAACAAAAACAAGAAAAAAAAACUAAUAUUAAUUAUUAUAAAUGGACGGAUGUAAAUAUACGUGUACGGUGAAAAAACUUAAUUCAAAAUCAAUAUCAUAUUCAGAAUCGGAAUAGGAAUCGGAGGGAUAGCUUACAAUCCGAAUACAUUGAAGGUACAUUAUUUGCUAUGUGACGUUUUAAUUUUAAAUAACUACCUACUAAUAAAAUAAAAUCUACAAAUGCUUAUUUUUGUAGAAAAGUAUCUAACCAAACUUUUGUUGGGUUUGGUGUAACUUGAUGUUUUUGUCUUAAUACUUCACUUAUAUACUUUAUAUUUUCAAUUCAAUUACUGAUACUGAUUUUAUAGCCUUUAUUUUCAUUUUGCAAACGUUUUUGAAAAUAUACAUCCAUAAUUUUUUAUCAGGAAAACUUACACUGUAGUUUAUUUUGUAGUUUUUUGAGUUUUUUUUUAAUAGGCAGACUUUUAAACUUUGGUUGAGUCAUAUCUUUCUGUUAUUUUGCAUCAUCGAGAAGUAAUUUAAGCUGGGGUAAAAGUAAGAAGAUAAGACAUGAACGGCGAGUUAGCUAAACCCUUUUCUUUUUAAAAAAAGGUCUUCAUGCAAUUGAGAAAAAUAAGUAGCAAACUUAAUCAAAGAUUUACACACUAAUGGUGUUGCAUGAAUGCUCCUAAAUAAAAUUGGUUUUCCUUUUUACUUUUCCGACCAUUCAAAAAUUUUCAGCUUAAGCUAUAAGUUUGCAGGAAUUUUCCACAAAGUAAAUACAUGCAUAAAUAUUACUUUAUGAAAUAUAAUAUUUUUUUAUGUCAACAUUUUAAUAAGUUAGUGGUAAAAUUUUAGAAUUAAGAACUUAAAGUUUUAAAACUUAAACACACACACCAACCAACAUAAAUAUAUUUGUAUGUAUAUAGAGAAACAUAUUUAUAUAAAAGUACACAUGUUCUACACAUGCAUCUACGUAUACCUUUUAAGAAAACGACAUUUUAAAUUUGAUAUACAUAAAAUUAGAUAUAAUCCGACAAAAAAAAAACAAAAAUAAUUGACCAAAAUAUAAGAUUGUGUUAAUUUUUGGUUGGUCAGAUAUUUUUAUUUAGUACAUUUAAGUUGAAAUUAUUAUCAAAAAGUCGAUCUGGCGAUAUUAGAAUAAAGCUGUUGAUUUUGCAAAAAUA